AUGAUGGGUCCCACUUGUGAGUCCUUCUUCAAACAACCGGCCCGAGCCCCGCGUGUCGGGUACUUGAACAUCUGUGGAUUUUUCUGCGAUAAGUUGGGAUCCGGUCGCAGGGUCUUGCUGCCAAAGAUCGCAGUCCGGUCGCAGAAUACCAUUGUGCUGGCCUGCAUUUCGAUCACAGCGUGGCUUGUCGUCGCGUGGCCAUUCUUGAUGCGAAGAUCGCAGCCCAGUAGCGCUGCACAACUUCAAGACACACGGGUAGGGAAGGCACCAGGAUCAUCCAGCGAGUCACUAGUUGCCAAUGGACUUCCCUUGGAGAUCCAGCGGAUCUCCAGACAUGUGAACCCUUGGAAGGUCCUGAGGUUUUCUGGAGUGAAGUUGCUCUUAGUGUUACUCUGGAGUUAA
Molecule: messenger RNA, 402 nt
Organism: Durusdinium trenchii
Lineage: Eukaryota; Dinophyceae; Suessiales; Symbiodiniaceae
Source: the annotation of a GenBank genome assembly